UUAAAGAUAGAGAAGUUGAAAAAACAGUAAAAAGCAGAUCCAUUCAUCCCCACAUUUUCUUCUCUCUCUCCAAAACAUUCCUUUUCUUUUCACUGAUCCUUGAAUCUUCUUCUACUAAGAGUAACACCAAAUACUACAACCUUAACUGUUUUUUCAACUUUCAUCCUCUUCCACACACAAAUCCACACUCCAAUAUAAAAAAAAGGAGAAAAAAUAUAAUAUAUAAAGUGUUGUUUUCUUUGACUACACCACAAUUUGUGGGGUGUCUUCUAAAUCAUUGUUUUUCACUUUUGUCUGCCAAAGUUUGAGUCUUUUUGAGUAGCAUUUGCUUAUUCCAGCUAAUUUGCAAGAUUUGCCAUUAGGGUUUUUCUGAAUGUGAAUGAUUGUUUUAGAUGGUGAGAAAGUGAGUGAAAUGUGGUUGGUACAUGUUUUGGAACUUGAUGAAGGAAGUGGAAGUGUAAAUGAGAGAUUUUGAGAGAUGGGUUGUGUGUUUGGUAAAGAGUCAUUGGUGGAGGAGAGGAGAGAGGAAGUGAGAGAAGAGAAAGUAGAUGUGGGUGGUGGUGGAGAGGUUGAGAAUGUGAAAGAGGGUGGAGAGGAGAAGAGAGUGAGGCAUGGUGGGGAGAGAAGAAGGCGAUCUUCGAAGGCGAAUCCGAGGUUGAGUAAUCCUUCUAACAAUGUUCAUGGUGAACAGGUUGCAGCUGGUUGGCCUUCUUGGCUUUCUAAGGUUGCUGGUGAAGCUAUCAAUGGUUUGGUUCCUAGGAGGGCUGAUAGUUUUGAGAAGCUUGAUAAGAUUGGGCAAGGAACGUAUAGCAAUGUUUACAAGGCUAGGGAUACUUUAACGGGGAAGAUUGUUGCGCUAAAGAAGGUUCGUUUCGACAAUUUAGAGCCCGAGAGUGUGAAGUUCAUGGCUAGAGAGAUUCUGAUUCUGCGUCGUUUGGAUCAUCCCAAUGUUGUUAAACUUGAAGGCUUGGUGACUUCAAGAAUGUCGUGUAGUUUGUAUCUUGUGUUUGAAUACAUGGCUCAUGAUUUAGCUGGGCUCGCUACAAACCCUGCAAUUAAGUUCACAGAGCCUCAGGUAAAAUGCUACAUGCAUCAACUAUUUUCUGGGCUGGAACAUUGUCACAACCGUCAUGUGCUGCAUCGUGAUAUAAAGGGUUCGAACCUUCUUAUUGACAACGAUGGAAUUCUCAAGAUUGCUGAUUUUGGACUAGCUUCCUUCUUUGAUCCUGAUCACAAGCACCCGAUGACAAGUAGAGUGGUGACUUUAUGGUAUCGACCUCCAGAGCUUCUUCUUGGAGCCACCGAGUAUGGUGUAGGAGUGGACCUUUGGAGUGCUGGCUGCAUUCUUGCAGAAUUGUUGGCUGGAAAACCUAUCAUGCCUGGUCGAACCGAGGUGGAGCAACUACAUAAGAUAUUUAAGCUAUGUGGUUCUCCUUCUGAAGAAUAUUGGAAAAAAUCAAAGCUUCCACAUGCUACCAUUUUUAAGCCACAACAAUCAUACAAGCGAUGCAUAGUGGAGACUUUUAAGAAUUUUCCACCAUCAUCCCUGCCACUGAUCGAGACCCUUCUCGCAAUUGAUCCAGAUGAACGUCUGACUGCCACUGCUGCAUUGCAUAGUGAAUUCUUUAUUACAAAGCCUUAUGCUUGUGAUCCCUCUAGUCUUCCUAAAUAUCCUCCUAGCAAGGAGAUGGAUGCGAAACUACGCGACGAAGAAGCUAGAAGAUUGAGAGCAGCUGGUAGAUCGAAUGCUGACGGUGUCAAGAAAUCCCGCCCACGUGAGCGGGUAGCGAGGGGCCUUCCCGUUCCAGACGCCAAUGCUGAGCUGCAAGCAAACAUCGAUAGACGGCGAUUGAUCACGCACGCAAACGCCAAGAGCAAGAGUGAAAAAUUUCCACCUCCACACCAAGACGGAGCUCUUGGCUAUCCUCUCGGCUCUUCCCAACACAUGGAUCCCAUGUUCGAUCCACCGGACGUACCAUUCAGUUCCACAAACUUGUCACUACCCAAAACAAAUAUCCAUACAUGGUCCGGUCCACUGGUAGAACCCGGCAGCGUCAGUGCACCGAGGAGAAAGAAGAAACAUGGCAGGUGAUGGAUAAACAUACACAAUCCAAACUCAUCAAAACAAGGCUCAAAAGGAUGAUAAUUAAUGUAUAACGAGUAAAAGAAAUAUUAAUUCUUCUAGUAUUACAUUACACCAAUCAUUUUUUAGCUGCAAAUGUUGAUCUUUGUAUAUCUUUGUUUUUAUUUUUUUUUUGGUUUUCCACUUAAAUUAAAGAGUUAAAUAAAAUGUUUAUGGUAUAACCAAUUAAUGUAUGAACAAUGUGACAUAGGACAAAUGAAGCUAUGACAUUUUACUUUCAUUUUCA
Lathyrus oleraceus (garden pea) is the source of this 2369-nucleotide messenger RNA. Its product is annotated as probable serine/threonine-protein kinase At1g54610. Gene Ontology annotation, biological process: positive regulation of transcription elongation by RNA polymerase II; protein phosphorylation. Gene Ontology annotation, molecular function: ATP binding; RNA polymerase II CTD heptapeptide repeat kinase activity. The transcript is spliced from 7 exons. Lineage: Eukaryota; Viridiplantae; Streptophyta; Magnoliopsida; Fabales; Fabaceae. Gene Ontology annotation, cellular component: nucleus; cyclin-dependent protein kinase holoenzyme complex. Bases 479 to 2092 code for a protein of 537 amino acids. The record is from RefSeq and is a predicted model, not a curated record.